AUGGCAAAUCUUUGUUUUCAUUUCCCCUUCCUCAUGUUCUCCCUACUUUAUCUCAAGGUUUGUUUCACUUUAUUCCACACCAAUCUUACUACGAAUGAUGAAUUGGCACUACUUGCUUUGAAGUUUUCUGUCAAGGACCCUUACAAUCACUUGGCUAAUUGGUCCAACUCUUCUUCCAUUUGCAAUUGGGUUGGGGUUAUGUGUGAUGCUCAUCAUGAGAGAGUAAUAGCCUUGAAUCUUGGUGAGAUGGGUCUCAAGGGAACUUUGCCCUCAAAAAUUUGGAAUUUGUCUUUCCUAGUUGAACUUGACCUUCAUAGUAACAACCUUUAUGGUGAGUUGCCAAAAGAGUUGGUCCAGUUACACAAGCUGCAAAUUCUCAACUUGAGCUACAAUGAAUUCAAUGGAGAAAUUCCAAUUUGGAUUGGAAUCUUGUUUACCCUUCAACACUUCCAUCUCGGUAAUAAUAGUUUUGGAGGUGUUAUUCCUAGAAGCAUAACAAACUUGUCAAAGUUAGAGACUUUGGAUUGGAAUUAUAACUUUAUUGAAGGAGUUAUUCCAUUUGAGAUUGGAAAACUUCAAAAUUUGAAGAUUUUACGGAUUGCAGGAAACAAGCUUUCAGGAAGAAUAACUCCAACUAUUUCUAACUUAUCCUCACUUGAGUUGCUGUCUUUGUCUUUCAACUCCUUAACAGGAGAUAUUCCAAUAGAGAUUGGCCGUCUUCAAAAUUUAAAAAUUCUAUAUUUGGAUACUAAUAAGCUUUCUGGUCACAUGCCAUCAAAUAUCUUCAAUAUAUCAGAGUUCCAAGAGAUUGAUUUAAGCUGGAAUAAUUUGUCAGGAAGUAUUCCCUCUAAUAUUUGUCAUGGACUUCCAAAAUUACAAAGGCUGCAUCUUCAAAAAAAUGAAUUAUCAGGAGCCCUGCCAUCUAAUUGGAUACAAUGCAAAGAGCUCAAAGACUUACAAUUAGAAUACAACUCUUUGACAGGAGAUAUCCCCGAAGAGAUUGGUAAUCUUAAAAGUCUAGAACUUUUAUAUUUAGGCAGAAAUAAGUUUUCUGCCCAAAUUUCAUCAGCUAUCUUUAAUAUGUCUGAGUUGCGGAAUAUUGAUUUAAGUUGGAAUAAUUUAUCGGGAGGCAUUCCUUCUAAUAUAUGCAAUGGACUUCCAAAUUUACAACAUUUGGGUCUUCAAGGCAACAAAUUAUCCGGACCUAUACCAUCUGAUUGGACACAUUGCAAGGACCUCAAAAGGUUGACAUUAGAAACCAACUUUUUCAAAGGCCAUAUAUCAAAAAGCAUGGGAAACUUAACUAUGCUUCAAUUGUUACGUCUUGAAGACAAUAACCUGGAAGGAAAUAUUCCAACAACUCUGGGUGGCUUGAAGAAUUUGCAAGAUCUCUCCUUAGCACAUAACAAUUUGCAAGGAAAUAUUCCUGAAUCAUUUGGAAAUAUGUUGAGCUUAGUAAAAUUGGAUCUUUCUGAGAAUAAUUUGUUUGGGGAGAUCCCUAAAUCUCUAGAGUUACUUAUUGAUCUUAAGUAUGUCAAUCUCUCCUAUAACAAACUCCAAGGAGAGAUUCCAAGUGGAGGAGCUUUUAAAAAUUUGAAUUUUGAAUCUUUUAUGAUGAAUGAAGCUCUUUAUGGCAUUAUCCUUUUAAGACAUAAACGACAAAAAAAUUCAAGGGGUCUAGUUGAAAGGGAUUUAUCAAAUUUAAGAGUGCCAAGAAGGAUUUCUUAUUUUGAAAUCCAAGAAGCAACUAAUGGAUUUGAUGACAGUAACAUACUUGGGAGGGGCAGUUAUGGUUCUAUGUUCAAAGGAAAGCUUUCCAGUGGAAUGAUUAUUGCGGUUAAGAUCUUCAAUUUUGAUUCCCAUGAAAUGUUAAGGAGCUUUGAAAAAGAAUGUGACAUAUUGCGUAAUGUGCGCCAUCGCAAUUUGGUGAAAGUUAUAAGUUGUUGUUCCAAUGUUGAUUUCAAAUCUUUGGUAAUGGAGUUCAUGCCCAAUGGGAGCCUUGAAAAAUGGUUAUAUUCUCACAACUAUUUUUUAGGUUUUCUCCAAAGGAUGAAUAUAAUGAUAAAUGUAGCAACUGCUUUGGAAUAUCUUCAUCAUAGUUUGUUAGCACCGAUUAUUCAUUGUGAUUUGAAGCCAAGCAACAUUUUAUUGGAUGAUGACAUGGUUGGCCAUGUGAGUGACUUUGGAAUUUCCAAACUUUUAGAUAAAGGAGAAUCUAAGAUAUACACAGAGACAAUAUCUACGAUAGGCUAUAUUGCACCAGGAUUUGGUCACAUUAUUGUGGAUUGUGCUACUCGAAGCAUUGUCACCAUUAGGGAAGGGCAAGUGUAUGAAGCACUAGAAGAAGAUGAGGAUGAGACUGAGUCUUAUGGAACUGAUCCAGUAUAUGAUGAAAUGGUUAUACUUACAGAUCAGGGUAAAGCAUUGUUAUUUCCAACAAGCCUGCUUACAGGACGAAUCCCUAGGAAAAUGCUGAAGUCCAGUAAGAAGUUUAAGAGCUAUUGA
This is a messenger RNA of Prosopis cineraria, 2505 nucleotides long. Its product is annotated as LRR receptor-like serine/threonine-protein kinase EFR. The record is from RefSeq and is a predicted model, not a curated record. The coding region runs from base 1 to 2505 and encodes 834 amino acids. Gene Ontology annotation, biological process: protein phosphorylation. Gene Ontology annotation, molecular function: ATP binding; protein kinase activity; protein binding. The transcript has 8 exons. Lineage: Eukaryota; Viridiplantae; Streptophyta; Magnoliopsida; Fabales; Fabaceae.